AUGGUGCCCUUGCAGCCUCGACAAAAUGUGGGUGUUCCAGUGGUGUUCAGGAUUUACUAUCCCCAGUUCUACUUCAAGCAGACUGAGAUGGAGGAGUUUGACGCGAGGCCGGAUCGCUAUGGGCCGUCGGUGAUCGGCAAGUACACCAAAGGAAUCGGUAUGAUCGAGGCGCGGUACUGCACUGACGAUGAGGACCCAGUGAGCUUUGCCAUGACCGUGACGCAUCGCCUGAUCGAGCGCAUGGACAAGGAGGGCUUCAACGAGACGUACAGAUACAUGCCGGAUGGCAACCGCCUCCCCUCCUGGAACUCUGUCGGCCGCCUCGACAUCGGCACGGAGAGUAUCAUCGACCGGUCGAAGUCGAUGAAGGCGUACGUCAUGGACCUCUUCGAGCGGUACGGCAGCGGCGAGGGCAACAUCGAGGGCGUGGAUAUGUACAACGCCUGCUAUGGUGGCCAGGACUGGUCAGGGUACAACAAACGUAUGAUAUGA
Messenger RNA from Symbiodinium natans, 492 nucleotides. The record is from the annotation of a GenBank genome assembly. NCBI's taxonomy places the organism in Eukaryota, Dinophyceae, Suessiales, Symbiodiniaceae.